UUCUUUUUUAUGUUUCAUCAAAAACCAGCUCUCCCUCCCCCAUUGCCACUGCUUCUCUCUCUUCUCACAUUAGCUAUUGUGUUCUUCAUUUUGCUUCUUGUAACUAUUUAAAGAUAAGGAGUAAGUUCUUAAGUGUUUCAUACUUUGAUGUCUACACCUUUGGAACAUGAUUACAUAGGUUUAGCAGAGACUUCUUCAAUGGAAAGAAGCUCUGAGAAGAUAUCUUCUUCUUCUUCCUCUUCAAUUCCCUCCAAUAUUGAAGACAAAACCACCAACAAUCCUUCCCUGAAUCUCAAAGAAACUGAGCUGAGGCUUGGCUUACCAGGUUCUGAGUCACCUGAGAGAAAGCUGUCUCUUUUUGGCAAAGAUUUGGAGACUAAUGAUAAAAGCAACGGUUUUGUUGGUAGCCCUUUGAAGAACUUGGUGUCUGGAGCUAAAAGGGGUUUCUCAGAUGCCAUUGAUGGGUCUAAUGGGAAAUGGGUUUUCGCUAUAAAUGGUAAAUCUGAUGUAGAGUUGGGUAAAGGUGCUGUCUUGGCCUCUCCUAGAGGUGGUUUGGAUAGUAAAACCAAUCCCCAACAGGUAAGGACGUCUGUGCCUGUCAUGAAAGAGGUUGUUGGUGUUCCCCAGUCUCCAAAACCGGUUCAAGAUAAGAAGAAUCUUGUUCCUCCUGUAAAUGAACAUGCUAGUGCCCCAGCUGCAAAGGCACAGGUGGUAGGAUGGCCACCAAUCAGAUCAUUCAGGAAGAACAGCAUGGCCUCUAAUUUGGCAAAGAACAGUGAUGAAGCUGCUGGUUGUCUGUAUGUAAAGGUGAGCAUGGAUGGAGCACCAUACUUGAGGAAGGUUGACCUCAAGACCUACAAUAACUAUAGGGAAUUCUCAUCAGCUUUGGAGAAGAUGUUCAGCUGCUUUACUAUCGGGCAGUGCGGUUCCAACGGUGAUGGUCUCAGUGAGAGUCGUUUGAUGGAUCUUCUCCACGGAUCUGAGUAUGUGCUGACAUAUGAAGACAAGGAUGGUGAUUGGAUGCUUGUUGGUGAUGUUCCAUGGGAGAUGUUCACCGAUUCGUGUAGGAGGCUACGGAUAAUGAAAGGUUCAGAGGCAAUCGGACUAGCUCCAAGAGCCAUGGAGAAAUGCAAGAACCAGAACUAAUGCAAAAGACCUGGAAAAAACACAGGAAACUUUACUCAACAACUUUAUAUACAUAUGUGUGUGCUUUCAGAUAUUACAGUUUGAUGUAUUUAGUUGAAGUAAGAGAAAAAAGAGAUUGUAUUAGGCAAAUUAUGGCAUUGAAGACAUAUCCAAUUAUUUAAGGUUGUCUGGUUUACCUUUCUUUUGUUUUAAUCAAAUUGUGUACUUUUGGGGUGCUGUGUAAA
This is a messenger RNA of Gossypium raimondii (Peruvian cotton), 1370 nucleotides long. RefSeq names its product auxin-responsive protein IAA27. Gene Ontology annotation, biological process: regulation of DNA-templated transcription. Gene Ontology annotation, cellular component: nucleus. The record is from RefSeq and is a predicted model, not a curated record. The transcript has 5 exons. Gene Ontology annotation, molecular function: protein binding. Lineage: Eukaryota; Viridiplantae; Streptophyta; Magnoliopsida; Malvales; Malvaceae. The coding region runs from base 148 to 1146 and encodes 332 amino acids.